CCAAUACACCGCUUUACACUUGAAAAUGCUAGCGUAGCUGUCUUGACCUGCUUCUCCAGCGCGAACAAGUGCAAGCCUGUGCAAAUGGGGAAAGCAUUUGAGAGCGGGAUUGUCCCUUUUGACGAGUCUGGGCUUAUCGAGGAGCUGCUCUUGGCCCUGGUCGGCAUCCAUGGCGACCUCUUCGUGGACAGCAGCGAUAUCGACAGGGACGACGAGAAAGAGGAGGAGUCCUGGAACCUGCCGGGGCCCAGCCACUGCACUGUGACUAUCUCGCCCGAGCUGACUUGGAUCAGCGAGGCGGACAGGGCGGUGCUGGGCGACCUGCUGCGCCUGGGCUUCCACUUCAAGGCCGUGGCGGCGUUCGUGGAGCGCGAGCAGUCGCCUUGGGACCCGAGGCACGCCACACGCUCGCCGUCCGUGUACCGCCGCGCGCUGGCGUCGGGGCUCACGGAGAUGCUGGACGACUACCGCUGCACGGUGCUGACGCUGCAGCAGGAGCUGCGGCUGGAGGCGGCGCCGGUGCUGUCCACCAUCAAGCACCGGCUGUGGGAGUACAUGGACGUGCUGCCGGCGCUGCACGCGCUGGCGGCGGCUCAGGACGAGGUGUCGUUCAACCGCCUCUUCCCCGCCGCCGACCUCAUCAACCGCCUGGCGGCCGGCACGCGCAGCGGCCUGCCGGCUGUGCGUCAGGCGCUGGGGCGGCUGCUGUGGCACUGCAACCAGGUGCUUAUGCAGCAGCUGGCGGCAUGGAUGCUUCACGGCAUGCUGCAGGACCCCAACCAGGAGUUCUUCAUCCAGCCGCGGGCGCAGCCGCCGCCGCCAGCCGCUGCCGCCACCCAGCAGCCGCAGCCCCAGCCCCAGCCCCAGCAGCAAACGCAGGCGCAGGGCGGUCCGCAGCAGCAGGCAACGCGUGAGGAGGACAGUGCGGGCGCCAGCACCAGCGGCCGCGGCGCGGACGACGAAGCUGCGUACCGGGAGUGGCAUGCCGGCUUCCAGGUGAACCCGCGCUGCCUGCCUCUGUACGUGAGCGGUGACCUGGCCGACACCAUCUUGUUCGUGGGCCGGGCAGUGCGUGUGCUGCGGAGGCCCGGGCAGGGCGGCGGGGCCGGCGGUGGAGGAGGUGGCGGAGGAGCAGGCGCGGAGCUGCUGCCGCUGCAAGACAUGAUGAAGUUUGGGCAGGCUUUCACGGCGCUGCAGUCCGAGCCGGAGCUGUCCGCGCCGCGCCUUACCAUGUUGGUGGAGGGGCUGCGGUCGCACGUGGCGCGCCUGCUGUGGCGCCUGCUGGUGGGCCGCGCCGGCCUGCUGCCUGCCCUCGCGGCGCUCAAGGACUACUUCCUGCUGGGGCGGGGCGACUUCUGGCAGGCCUUCCUGGCGGAGGCGAGGCCGCUCAUGGCGGCGCCGCCCAGGCCCGGCUCCGUGGACGCUGACCUGGCUCUGCCCUUCACCCGCUCCGCCGCCAAGUCCAGUGCGGAGGGCGACCCCCUGUUGGCCGCCUUCCAGCUGAGAUACCUGGGCGGCAAGGCGGAGGCGGAGGCGGCGUUCACGGUGAAGCACUCCUCCGCGGCGCACAGCCAGGUGCCCGAGCUGGACCGCGCCUGGGACCCGCUGGUGCUGGAGGUGGGGCUGGAGUGGCCGCUGGGGCUGCUGCUGGGCCGCGAGCAGCUGCGGCGGUACAACCAGCUGUUCGCGCUGCUGCUGAGGCUGAGGCGCAUGCAGAACCAGCUGGACGAUGCAUGGAAGGACCUGCGCGUCAUGGACCGGGAGAUGCAGCGGGGCACGGCGCCGCCGGUGCCGCACAACCGCAUGCGCGACCUGCAGGACCUACGCAACCACAUGGCCUUUGUGGUGUCCAACCUCCAGAUCUACAUCCAGACGGACGUGAUUGAGGUGAACUUCAGCGCCCUGGAGAACAAGAUCGCAAACUGCCAGGACUUCUCGGAGCUGGAGCGCGCACACGCGCUGUUCCUGAACACGCUCAUGGUGCAGAGCUUCCUGACCGUGCGCACCAUGUGCAUCAACCUGACGGAGAUCUUCCAGGACGUGGCGAUGCUGACGCAGCUGGUGUCGCGCGCCUGCUGCGACCCCGCCCGGCUGGACUUCGCGGCGGUGUCGCGGCUGCGCUCCUCCUUCGAGCGCCACUUCCUCACACUGUUCGGCAGCAUCAGCAGCCAACGCAUGGUGGAGUCCUUCCGCGCGCCGCACCUGGCACAGCUGGUGCUGCGCCUCAACUACAACUCCUUCUACAGCGCCAAGGACAUGGACGCGGGCGGGGGCCGGGCGAGCGUGGGCGUGGGAACGGCGGGCGGGCGGCCGUAAGGGCGGGGUGGAGGGGAUGUUGGGUGGGAGGUAUGGAUGUGAUGGAGGCGGACGGCCUUGUUGACAUGAGAGGUGGUGGCGGUUGUGCAGGGACACGGGCGGGCUAUAGGGCUGUUUGGGUGGUGGGAGGAGUAGCGUGGCGCGUUCUGGUCGGCUGGCGGUUUGGUUGAUGGCGACAGUGUGGGCGGCGCCAGGUGAGGACAGCCCCACAACCCAAGGACGUCGAGGUGCAUACGUCAACUGACAACUCCAGAGCCUCACGACAGCUCACCCCGAGGAUGAUCAGGGGAAGGCGGCGCAUGCAGGACUGGUGCGUGCGUUGAACAAGUUUGUCGGCGAGACACGACACCGGAAGUCAUGAGCUAAUGCAUCUGUUAACUCAGAUAUAUAC
Chlamydomonas reinhardtii is the source of this 2707-nucleotide messenger RNA. RefSeq lists its product as uncharacterized. The record is from RefSeq and is a predicted model, not a curated record. The transcript is spliced from 17 exons. Gene Ontology annotation, cellular component: equatorial microtubule organizing center; spindle pole; centrosome. NCBI's taxonomy places the organism in Eukaryota, Viridiplantae, Chlorophyta, Chlorophyceae, Chlamydomonadales, Chlamydomonadaceae. Gene Ontology annotation, biological process: microtubule nucleation; meiotic cell cycle; spindle assembly. Gene Ontology annotation, molecular function: microtubule minus-end binding; gamma-tubulin binding. The coding region runs from base 85 to 2316 and encodes 743 amino acids.